Gekko japonicus is the source of this 1770-nucleotide messenger RNA. It is a transcript of the gene HS6ST1, whose product is annotated as heparan sulfate 6-O-sulfotransferase 1. NCBI's taxonomy places the organism in Eukaryota, Metazoa, Chordata, Lepidosauria, Squamata, Gekkonidae. Bases 544 to 1770 code for a protein of 408 amino acids. Gene Ontology annotation, molecular function: heparan sulfate 6-sulfotransferase activity. The record is from RefSeq and is a predicted model, not a curated record. The transcript is spliced from 2 exons. Gene Ontology annotation, cellular component: membrane.
UUUGCGGCGUGUCUGCGCGGCGGCUGCUCUAGUUCUCCAGUGUGCGCCCGGAGCCGCGAGCGGAGUGAGAGGAGGCGGCGCUGUGCAUGCUGGGCUGAGAUUAUGGUGGGGCUUUGCAAUAGGAAGCGAGGCAGGAAGGACUUGAACUAGCGUGUGGCGGCGGCAGGCAGACCCGCAUAAGGCAGGAGACUGUGGGGUGCGCGCUUGGGGGGCUGGGAGCACGGAGUAGACCCCAGAGUCCUGUCGGCAGAAGCGGAACGGGUCUGCCGGGAAAGGCGCCAGUGCCGGGGGCGAAAGGUCUCUUGGAACCGAUUUCGCCUCCCUCCUCUUCCCCUUUACGGAUUUGACUGAGGAGGGGAAGGGGAUUCCAACCCCCCCUUUUUUUUCUUUCCUUUUUGCAAGAAGAGCCUUGAUUUCCCUCCCCUCCGUUUUGGGGAGCCGGCAAAGAAGAAGAAGAAGAAGAAGGAGCAGAUCUCGCUGCCGUCGGCGGCAGCAGCAGCAGCCUCCGCCUCCCGCUUGCCCAUUGCUGGGAGAUGGUGACAUAUGAAGCGCGCUGGAAGGACCAUGGUUGAGAGGAACAGCAAGCUCCUGCUGAUCGUGGCGGGCUCGGUGUGCUUCAUGCUCAUCCUGUACCAGUAUGUGGGGCCGGGGCUGAGCCUGGGCGCGCCGAGCGGCCGCUCGUACCAGGACGAGCUGGACCUCUUCCCCACGCCGGAUCCGCACUACGUGAAGAAGUACUACUUCCCCGUGCGGGAGCUGGAGCGCCAGCUGGCCUUCGACAUGAAGGGCGACGACGUGAUCGUCUUCCUGCACAUCCAGAAGACGGGCGGCACCACCUUCGGCCGCCACCUGGUGCAGAACGUGCGCCUCGAGGUGCCCUGCGACUGCCGGCCCGGCCAGAAGAAGUGCACCUGCUACCGGCCCAACCGCAGGGAGACCUGGCUCUUCUCGCGCUUCUCCACCGGCUGGAGUUGCGGGCUGCACGCCGACUGGACCGAGCUCACCAACUGCGUGCCCGGCGUGCUGGACAAGCGGGAGAGCGCCGCCGCCAAGCCGCCCAGGAAAUUUUAUUACAUCACUCUGUUGAGAGAUCCUGUGUCCCGUUACCUCAGUGAAUGGAGACAUGUGCAGCGAGGUGCUACCUGGAAAACAUCCCUGCACAUGUGUGACGGUCGGACACCAACCCCUGAAGAGCUACCAUCAUGCUAUGAAGGCACAGACUGGUCAGGCUGUACCCUUCAGGAGUUCAUGGACUGCCCAUAUAACUUAGCCAACAACCGUCAAGUGAGGAUGUUGGCUGAUCUGAGUUUGGUGGGCUGCUAUAAUAUGUCCUUCAUACCAGAAAACAAGCGAGCACAGAUACUGUUGGAGAGUGCCAAGAAGAAUCUUAAAGACAUGGCCUUUUUUGGCUUGACAGAGUUCCAGAGAAAAACACAGUACUUAUUUGAGAGAACUUUCAAUCUGAAAUUCAUCAGGCCGUUCAUGCAGUACAACAGCACAAGGGCAGGUGGAGUGGAGGUGGACAACAAUACCAUACGAAGGAUUGAGGAGCUUAAUGACUUGGACAUGCAGCUAUAUGACUAUGCAAAGGACCUCUUCCAACAACGAUACCAGUACAAGCGGCAGCUGGAGAGGAUGGAGCAGAGGAUAAAGAAUCGGGAAGAGAGGCUUCUUCACCGGUCUAAUGAGGCGCUUCCCAAGGAAGAGACGGAGGAACAAGGACGCUUACCUACAGAGGACUACAUGAGCCAUAUUAUAGAAAAGUGGUAA